Messenger RNA from Panicum virgatum (switchgrass), 1032 nucleotides. Its product is annotated as protein BZR1 homolog 4-like. The coding region runs from base 1 to 1032 and encodes 343 amino acids. NCBI's taxonomy places the organism in Eukaryota, Viridiplantae, Streptophyta, Magnoliopsida, Poales, Poaceae. Gene Ontology annotation, molecular function: DNA-binding transcription factor activity. Gene Ontology annotation, biological process: DNA-templated transcription; brassinosteroid mediated signaling pathway. The transcript is spliced from 3 exons. The record is from RefSeq and is a predicted model, not a curated record.
AUGCACGGAGGAGGAAUGGUGGGAGCGGGUGCGGGUGCUGGAGCGGGAGGGAGUAGAGGCGGAGGCGGCGAUAAGGGGAAAGGGGGCGGGAGGUCUGGGAACGGGAGCGGGGCUAGGGGAGCGAUGGCGCCGUUGAGGGUGCCCUCGUCGACGGAGCGGGAGAACAACCGGCGCCGGGAGCGCCGCCGCCGGCUGGUGACGUCGAGGAUCUUCUCCGGGCUGCGCGCCCACGGCAACUACAUCCUCCCCAGGCAGUGCGACAACAACGAGGUGCUCAGGGCGCUCUGCGACGAGGCCGGCUGGGUCGUCGAGCCCGACGGCACCACCUACCGCAGGGGAUGCAGGCCUCCGCCGCCUCAUAUGCAUGGUGGCUUUGGCGGGUCUGCUCCGGUGAGCCCCGGCUCGUCCUACCCCGUCACCCCGACAGCCCCCUACGGCCUGGGCUCGGGGUCCUCCCACCUCACGCUCGGCCGCGGGGGCGGCCUCUUCUACGGCGCCGCCGCCAGGGGCGCGGCCGGCAGCAACGGCCUGGCCGACUGGUUCAGGAGGCUGCCCGGCGCGCCGGACACUGGCGCGAGCUCGUCCAGCGCGCCGGUGACGCCGCAGAACGGCUCCCCGCCGCAGACCAUGUUCGAGCGCUGGGCCGCGGAAAACAACAACGCCGCCGCCGGCGCCUUCAGCCUACAGCCGCGCGGGGCCGCCGGCCUCAGCCGCUACGGCGCUUUCCCGCAGCAGCCCAUCACCAUGCCGCCGAGCCCCGUCGGCGGCGGGGCCCCGGUCGACCCGGUGAGGCUGCUGGCCGGGAUCCAGAUAUCCACCGCCGCCGCAGCCGCCGCCAACAACAACAGGGUGCGGGCCUACAGCCCCCUCGGGACGCCGCCGGCACUCCCGUCUUUGUUCGGCCCCGGGGCACCCUCCUUCAUGCUGCGGGCACCGGGGCCGGGGGAGUCAGUGACCGAGGACUACGCCGACGACGAGGACGCCCUGGAGCUGACCCUGGGGAACUCGAAGACCCGCGCCGACCGCGCCUGA